Penaeus indicus is the source of this 1312-nucleotide messenger RNA. RefSeq lists its product as uncharacterized. The transcript is spliced from 10 exons. The coding region runs from base 149 to 1165 and encodes 338 amino acids. The record is from RefSeq and is a predicted model, not a curated record. NCBI's taxonomy places the organism in Eukaryota, Metazoa, Arthropoda, Malacostraca, Decapoda, Penaeidae.
CGCUGUUCUUAUCAGCAUUAACAUUUACAAAUGUUCUGCACAGGAAGCGUCUCGACGGGAGAGUGCCAAAGGGCCAUAUUCUCACGAGAGGCUGUUUAGGGGGCUGAGCUUCGUGUAGUGAGGUCUUCAGAAACACUCUCCAAGGACGAUGUACGAAAAGGGCGUCGCUCUCUUCCCCGCCAGGAGGAAGUUGGCGCAUUUCACUCUGUUUCUGCUUCGAGUAAUAACAGCUAGUGUCAUGGCUUCGGAAUGUGACCCUGCCUGCCUUGGACAUCGCCUCGUGCAAAUUGGGCUGCCCCUCUUGAACGACACCGCUGUGAGUUACUGGUGGCCCGGACAAGCCAUUGAAUCAGUCCGCAUCAAUGGAAACGGACUGGAGAUGAUCUCGGAUGUCCCAGAGGCGAAGAGGAACCAAUGGCACGCCCUCGUUACACAGUCCAGGUUCUCACAGGAGGACGAGUUGAUGCUUAAACACAUGGGUGCGCGCCUCGGGGGUUGGUACACAGUGUCCAUCCCCACCCUGGACAUCUUUGUAAAUGUAUCCUGUAACGGAUUGAGCUGCAAGAACGUGGCAGUUAUAAGCGACCAACCCAUGACGUGGGCGUUAGGGUGCGCCAACGCUCCUUGUGGAUGUCCGAGCGAAGCGGCAAAGGAGUGCGCCCUGGGUGGGGUGCAGAAGACAGGCUGCGACAUCCUCUACCUCACCCAAGCUGGAAUGGUCCUCGACUCCCCUCUGAAGGUGUUCUGGCGACCUCUGCUCCUCCAUUCAAAACUGAACUUCUUUUGGGGUACAGAGGAUGUGUUUGCCGAACCCUACGUCAUUUCCGCGGUCCGAAAAGCACUGCACACCUGGGUUCCUUUUGAGAUUCACACGCGGAUUGUGGAGAUUGGGAACAAGAUAGUACGAGAAUGCAAUAUGACAAUACCCGGUUACGAUUUCGGUACAAAGUGUUCAGACGCUGAUAAAGCAGUGUUGUUUUAUUCUACUGAACCUGCUGUCAUAGCUCUCGGGUGUGACGUGCCACCAGUCUACAAAGAUACGGCAGUCGGGUUGCCUGGUUGGGCGUUUUGCGUUAUGGCUCUCAUCUUUAUCGGCCUUUGUGUCUCCGCCUUCUGCGUCGUCAGGAGGAGGAGGAGGAGGACUCGCCGCCUAGUGACCGCUUAGACAGAGGUAUCUCAUUCUUCAACCACAUCAUAAGACAGAUUUGUACCCAACCACUUUUCUACAACCUGGACAUCAGUCCCACGGCGCUUUGCGUAAUCCAUCACCUGCAGAGAAACAUUUUUUUUUUUUUUAGAGAUGUUCUCCAAU